AUGUCGGGCGUCGACGACGCCGACGACGUCAGGCGCUAUCAGGCACCGUACAGCGCUCACCGCCCUGUGCCCACAAUCUCCAAGUAUCGCGAGGAAAAGGCUGCGCGCCAGCAGAAUGCCAUCAAGGACGAUGAGAGCCCCGACGAGGGUGCCGCGUCGCUCUGGGGAUGGGGUCAGGCCAAGUCGGAGGCUAAGCCAGAGGACCAGACAGACGCACCAGAUUCCGCGGUCGGCGACGUCGGUCAGCCUCAACAGACGGACCAGGGUGGGAACGAUGACGCCGGUCAGCAGCAGCAGCAGCAGCAGCAGCAGCAGCAGCAGCAGCAGGAGGCUCCCAAGGACACGUCCCAAAUCGACCCGGGGGCCACCGACCCCAAGCAGCGGCGCAAGGAGAUGAAGCACCGCAAAAAGGAGCGUGCCGAGCGAGAAGUCACCGAUCCCGUCACCCAUCUCCCCGUCACCAUCCACGACUUCACCAGCGAGGCCCUCGAGGAGCUCGAGCUCAACAGCCCCUCGUCUGGCUCCACGCCAAAGACGGCGACCGGCCUGAGCGCCAAGAACAAGUCGGAUGAGCAGCUCGCCAGCGAGAAGAAGCGGAUGCAGGAGGACCACCACAUGCUCACCAACCGGUUCCCGCCUCCCGACUUUGAUGUCUUGGGUCAGCAGUUUGCAGCCAUCACGAAGCGGGGCAUCACCAUUGGCUUGUGCGGCGCCUUUCUCAUUUUCUUCGGAGCAUUGACGCUGGAGCGCUGGGUUCACGGCCAGCGGGAUGGUCAAUCCCGCAGCGGCGGCUGGCUAGGGACAAGCUUUACAUGGGCAACACUGCUCGGCUUGAGUGCCGCCGCCAUCGCUGCUCUAGUUGCAGGCGUUCGGGACUACACGUCUCGGAAAAUCACCAGCAUCUUCCAGGAUGAGCUGUGGGAUGCCCAGCGCCAGCAGAUAGAGGCCGACGCGAACAGGAACCAGACGGAGACGACGGCCUGGCUCAACUCACUUCUCGGCUCAGUAUGGCCCCUCAUCAACCCCGACCUGUUUGCCAGUCUGUCCGACACCCUCGAAGACGUCAUGCAGGCGUCUCUCCCCAAGUUUGUUCGCAUGGUCAGCGUCGAGGACAUUGGUCAGGGCAGCGAGUCGCUCCGAAUUCUCGGCAUCCGGUGGCUUCCGACCGCCGCGGCUGCUCACUCUGUGACCCAGGAUGGGAAACUCACCACUCAGGAGCAGUGCGACAACGGCAAGGAUGGUGGGGAUCAAAAGAACGAAGAUGGCGACGCAGACCCCAAAAAGCAGGCAGACAAAAAGGCCAUAGCCGAAGGCAUGGAGGGCGAGGAAGGCGACUUUGUCAACAUGGAAGUCGCAUUUGCCUAUCGCACGCGCUCAAGUUCCAAGAGCCUCAAGGAUCGAACCAAAGACAUGCAUCUCUAUCUGGCCUUUUACCUGCCCGGAAACAUCAAGAUACCAGUUUGGGUCGACCUGCAGGGCAUCAUUGGCAUCAUGAGGCUGAGGCUGCAACUGACGCCUGACCCGCCCUUCUUCGCCCUCUGCACCAUGACGUUUCUGGGCCAGCCCAAGGUCAACCUCAGCUGCACGCCCUUGAGCCAGCAUGGCCUGAACAUCAUGGACAUUCCUCUCAUCAGCAACUUUGUGCAGUCUGCUGUCGAUGCCGCUGUGGCCGAGUACGUGGCGCCAAAGAGCCUGACCCUCGACCUCAAGGACAUGCUCGCAGGAGAUGACUUCAAGAAGGACACAAACUCUGUCGGUGUCCUUAUGAUCAACAUCAAGAGGGGCUACGACUUCAAAAUGGGCGACACGGCGAUUCCGUUCUUCAGCGACGGCAGCUCUGACCCUUACGUCUCUGUUGGGUGGGCCAAGUUUGGCAGGGUGCUCUGGAGUACGCGCAUCCUCAUGUCGGAGAUGGAGCCGCGCUGGGACGAGACGUGCUUUGUUCUCGUCACCCCAGAGGAGCUGAACAUUGACGAGCGAUUGCGCGUCCAGCUCUGGGACUCGGAUCGGUUCACCGCCGACGACGAUCUAGGCCGCAUCGAGGUCCCGCUCAAAGAGCUCAUGGCCAACGAGCAAUCCAAAGGGCGGAUGUGGAAGCGCACCGACGGGUUCAGGGCCCUCAAAUCGGGAGACAACAUGCCCGGGAAGCUCGAGUGGAGCGUCGGGUAUUUCUCCAAGGCGAAGAUACAACAAGAUCAGUUUGAGAGGCAGACUCACGAUCGCAAAGUACGAUCCAUGGAUCAGCUGAGGGACAAGGUGGACCAGAGCUGCGAGCGAAAGCUUCGGGAAACCAUGUUUAGGGAAGGGCAAACGGAGCGGGACGAAGCCGAGCUGCAGCAACAAAAGGCGCAGGAGCUCAAGUCGGAGCAAGACGCCAUGAUUAUAUCUGCGCCGCCGCCGGACAAGUAUCCCUGCGGGCUGUUCAGCUUGCAGAUCCACAACAUCACGGGGCUCGAGCUCAUCAAGCUCAGCAAGUCGCAAAACGUCGACGACGAAGAGGCAAGCGAUGAAGAGGAGACGGGCGAGAGCCUUCCGAGCUCGUACUGCACCGUCAUCGUCAACCACAGCAAGACGUUUAAGACGCGGACGAAGCCCCAGAACGCGAAGCCGUUUUUCAACGCAGGCUGUGAGCGCUUCAUCCGUGAUUGGAGAGACUGCGACGUGUACGUCUCGGUCCGAGACGCCAGGUUGCACGAGGACAACCCACUGCUGGGCAUCGUGCACCUACCCCUCGGCGACAUAUUCAAGGACCGGUCUCAAGUCAUGGGCUUCUGGCCGCUAUCAGGCGGCAUCGGCCACGGCAGGAUCAGACUGUCCAUGGUGUGGAGGAGCGUGAAGCUGCAGGCGCCGCGGAACCUCAUGGGCUGGAACUACGGCACCGUGGACGUGCAACCGCAGGCCACCAGCGCGGACUGCCCGCAGGACCUGCGAUCCUGCAAGCUCAAGCUCAAGACCAACAUUAGCAUGGGCAAGCUGUACGCGCGAAGCAGCAGCGGCGGCGGCGGCGGAGACAACGCCGAGGCCAAGUGGACGGCCAAGAAGGAGCAAAACGUCAGCCUCGCGGUGCACAAGCGGUACAGCAGCUGCAUGUCCAUCUCGUUCAAGGACAAGGGCUUCUUCGGGGACAAGGUGGCGGCGUUUUGCGUCCUGUGGCUCAAGGACAUUCCCGACGAGGAGGAGCAGCAGCUGGAGCUGCCCAUCUGGAAGGGCGACUUUGAGCGCGCCACGUCCAACUGCCUCGAGGAGUGCGGCGAGCGGCUCGGCACACUGAAGCUGAAGCUCACGUUCUGGGCCGGCAUGGGCGCCGCACACUCGGCGUGGGCAUCGCGCAACCAAAACACGCGCGACGUGGUCGAAGUCAUCGACACGUCGCGCGACAACCUCGACGUGGACAAGCUGCAGAAGGAGGCGGGCAUCGUGGACGAAGAGGCGUCGAGCGACAGCGACAGCUCCGAUGACGAUGACGAUGACGACGGUAACGACGCUGAGGGCGGCCAGCAGGGCAACGGCAAGCCCAGGCGCAAAGGCGAGGCCAUCCCCGACGGCAGCGCCGACGACAAGCAGGGCCCGCUGGACCAGCUGCGCGACUACCGCCGCCGGGACAAGGCGCUGCACAGGCAGCACCGCGGCAUCAUGCAGUGGAAGGUGCCCCGGACGGCGCGCUGGGUCAAGCACAAGAUGGAGAGGGUCGGCGACGGCGUGUCGGGCCUGUUUGACCACCACUCGAAGCAGGAGGGCAUCGAGACGGAGGUGUAA
Messenger RNA from Purpureocillium lilacinum, 3756 nucleotides. RefSeq lists its product as uncharacterized. NCBI's taxonomy places the organism in Eukaryota, Fungi, Ascomycota, Sordariomycetes, Hypocreales, Ophiocordycipitaceae. Gene Ontology annotation, molecular function: lipid binding. The record is from RefSeq and is a predicted model, not a curated record.